Molecule: messenger RNA, 2696 nt
Organism: Cynara cardunculus var. scolymus (artichoke)
Lineage: Eukaryota; Viridiplantae; Streptophyta; Magnoliopsida; Asterales; Asteraceae
Product: probable serine/threonine-protein kinase WNK5
Exons: 7
Coding region: 545-2341 (598 amino acids)
Biological process (GO): protein phosphorylation; intracellular signal transduction
Cellular component (GO): cytoplasm
Molecular function (GO): ATP binding; protein serine/threonine kinase activity
Source: RefSeq, a predicted model, not a curated record
CAUCUGAUAAAGAUCCUCUUUGUCUGUCCAAUUCAGAUUUCAAGUUCUUUGAAUCUUUUCUUUUUGCACAACAAAUGGCAUUACCAAAACGUGGCCACAGAUUCUUCAAAUUCAGGGGUCAAUUAUCUUGUGAUCAUUUCAGCUUUUAGAUCUUAAUUUCUUUUAGUCAUCAUCAACCAAAAAACAACUUAAUUUUCUUCUGUCUUUUUCCGGUUCAUAAAAUCAGAUUAAAUGGCUUCGAAAAAGAUUGUUUCUGGGGUGAUGGGUUGGAUAAUGCUUAGGAUUGAUUACUCCAUGCUUUUCUGGCUCGUUUUUGGCGUUUUCCCUUACGAAAAUCACGAAGGAAGGCCUCCAAUUAUCUAGCACUUAAUCAUCCAUCGUUCUUUAGUUCUCUACGUUAUUAUUUAUAGCGAGUUCUCUUUUUUGUUUCUUGUUCUUGUUUCUUGAUAAUUAAAUUCGUAGUAUUUUAGACGUCAAUUAGUUACCGGUUCUUGUUACUUUACAAAGAAAUUAAUAGCUCGUGCUAUCACGUCCAAAACGUACCAUGAACAAAUCUUGGUCCAAUGAUUCUCUUCGUGGAGCAAAAUCACAACUUGAUUACGCAGAAAUGGAUCCAUCCGCUCGAUAUGGACGUUUCAAAGAAAUUCUGGGAAAAGGAGCAACAAAAACAGUUUACAAGGCAUUUGAUGAGGUUUUAGCAAUGGAAGUGGCAUGGAACCAGGUGAAACUCAACGACGUUUUCCGAUCACCUGAGGAACUUCAACGGCUAUAUUCCGAGGUCCAUCUUCUCAAAAACCUCAAUCACACCUCCAUAAUGCGAUUCUACACGUCUUGGAUCGAUGUUGAUAAACGGACUUUUAACUUCAUAACAGAGAUGUUCACCGCUGGCACCCUCAGAGAGUAUCGACAAAAAUACAAGCGAGUACACGUACGAGCAAUCAAGGAUUGGGCACGCCAGAUCCUCGAAGGCCUAGCUUAUUUGCAUGGUCACAAUCCUCCUGUUAUCCAUCGCGAUCUUAAGUGUGAUAACAUCUUCAUCAAUGGACAUCUUGGUCAAGUAAAGAUCGGUGAUCUCGGGUUAGCAGCCACUCUUUGUGGAUCGCAACACGCUCAUAGCGUCAUAGGCACACCCGAAUUUAUGGCACCGGAAAUGUACGAAGAAGCCUACAACGAGCUUGUGGACAUCUACUCCUUCGGCAUGUGUGUUUUGGAAAUGCUUACAUCCAAAUAUCCUUACCAUGAAUGCUCCAAUCCGGCUCAGAUUUACAAGAAAGUCACUUCGGGAAAGUUGCCGAAAGCAUUCUAUGAGAUCGAAGAUGCUGAAGCUCAAGAGUUUGUAGGAAAAUGCUUAGAAAAUGCUUCGAGUAGGCCGUCUGCUAGAGAGCUGUUGAUGGAACCUUUCCUUGUUGUUGAAGACCAUUCCGAUCAAUUGAUGGUCAUCUCAACAAUGCCUUCUCAAAACCCUCCUUCGAUGCCUGAAAAGGUGGUUUCUUCGUUACCCAUUAAUGAUCGAAAAAAAUCUACUGAUAUGACCAUCACAGGCACCAUGAACCAAGAAGAUGGUUCAAUCUUCCUCAAAGUACUUAUAUCUGAUAAAACUGGUAAAGCAAGGAACAUAUACUUUCCCUUUGACAUUGAGAGCGAUACAGCGAAUGAUGUUGCUACUGAAAUGGUGAAAGAAUUGGAGAUUAACGACUGGGAACCAUUUGAUAUUGCUAAGAUGAUUGAUACGGAGAUUGCAAAUUUAAUCCCGAAAUGGAAGAAAGGAUCCAUGGAAUCGCUACAAAACCAACAUCAUCAUCAUCAUAGUUUUUGCUAUGAUGAGGAUGAAGAUGAUGAUGAAAACAAUUUGAACCCUUUUCACUCGCGAUCAUCAUCUCAGGCUUCUCUGCAAAGCCUCGAUGCAGUUCGGGAUCAAUUAGAUAGUAUCAUGAUCUCUUCAACGUUUGAUCACUGGAAUAAAGGCAAUAUCUUAAACGAUGAUGAUGCAAGUUGUAAAAGCUCCUUGAAUUCUUUUAACUACUCCAACUUCACUUACUGCUCGGACGAUGAAGAUGAAUAUCGUUCGAUGUCGUAUGCAAAUCAAGACCCACGACUAGUUGGGAAGACGAAGAAUUUUAUGAGGUUUUGCGGUGAAGAGAGAAUGAACAGAAGAUGCAAUAAUAGGCAAAAAGUUGGGCCUGAAACGAGCCAAUUUGGGAAUAUAAAGAGUGUAGGAUCUGCCGUUGAUAUCCGCAGCCAAUUGCUCCACCAAUCGUUGGUGGCGGAGAUUCACAAGCGGCGGUUGUUCAAGACCGUUGCUGCUAUCGAGAAUAUCGGCUACCAUGAACCAACUUGGUGACUUCCAAUUGGUACUGUGUCAAAAUAUAACACUGUACAUAGAAAUAAGAAUAAAAAUCUAUUAUCCUCAAGUUCCAUGUCGAUCACUUCCGUAUAAGUAUCCAACAAUCAUGUAAAACCACAUCAUUAUAUUUAAUAAAAUAAUGACAUGUAUUUACAUGAUUGAUGAGACACGGGAUUUGGAGACAACAAAUUUUUAUUCAAAAAAAACGAUGGUUUGAAUGGUGAGAUUUGUGAAUUUGAAUGAUUAGUGUGAUAUUUGUAUUGUAUGGUGUGUAAUUUUGAGUAUAUUCAAUAUGUGGUAUGAUUUGUAAUAUGAAACUUGUGAUACUUUUCUAUUGUUUUAUUUCUUUUGG